Ctenopharyngodon idella (grass carp) is the source of this 7677-nucleotide messenger RNA. It is a transcript of the gene noxo1a, whose product is annotated as NADPH oxidase organizer 1a. The record is from RefSeq and is a predicted model, not a curated record. The coding region runs from base 911 to 2083 and encodes 390 amino acids. Lineage: Eukaryota; Metazoa; Chordata; Actinopteri; Cypriniformes; Xenocyprididae. Gene Ontology annotation, biological process: superoxide anion generation. The transcript has 5 exons. Gene Ontology annotation, molecular function: superoxide-generating NADPH oxidase activator activity; protein binding; phosphatidylinositol binding.
UUAUUAAAUAGAUACAUUACUACCGUUGUUUUGAAUGAAAUUCUUGAUGAUGUUUGAGAAUGUUACAAUAUAUUACAAUUGUAAACAUUACAUAUUAUUCAAAUUGAUCAGUGUAGUAUAAUUAAUUAAUAAUAUAAAUAAAUACUAUAAUAAUAACAAUAAUGUGGAAUUACAAACAACUCCAUGAGACAUUUAAAAGUAGUUUAUGCUAUAAUUAAUUUUUUUUUUUUUUUGGUCAGUUAACCUAAAAAUGUGCUUCAUGUGGUAGUUAACUUUAUUUUUCAAAUAAUAAAACAUAUAUAAAAUUAUUUAUUAAAACUAGAACAUGUCAUUUUUAAGAGUCACAUCAGAUAGAAACAGGGAUAGACUAUCUUAUGUGUGGUAGGCAAUUAACAUCGUUCAGUACUUACCCUAACUAUCGUAAAUACACAAUAACAUGAAGAUUGUAAUGUAUAGUGAGAGCUUUGAUGUAAUUUAAAAGAAGCAUUGAAAUGUGUCUAAUAAUAUUCUUCCUAUUCUUCCCAGUUGUACAUGACCACUGUUCUCUGGUCAGAUCAAAAUGAGAUCACUGUUUACAGAUCACUUGAAGACUUCAAGACGCUGCAUGUGAGUCUCUUUCUUCAUUUCAUUUGAAAACAAUUUAUGUGGCCUGUUUUUUUUAAUGCUGCAUAUAUGUUUACUUCAGUUGAGUCGAAUAACAUCCGCCUGCUUAUUUCUGUAGAAACAACUCAAGAAGAAAUUCCCUUCUUCAAACCCCUUUAAAAGGUCAGGAAGGAUUGUUCCCAAAUUUAAAGGUAAAUACUCUACCAGUUGCUCCUUAAAACAAUGCAAAUUUAAGCACAACCCUCAUUGUUAAGUAAUAAUUUAAAAAAAAAAAAAAACAUUUGCAGCUGCAAGAGUGCAUAAAAACAUGCAGAAGUGGAGCCCCAGUAAGUCGGUGCUCAGACUGAAGUCUCUGGAAGAAUACUGCAGUGAACUGCUGAAGAGCGAUCCCCGUAUCUGCCAGAGCUCCGAGUUCAUCCAGUUCCUGCUUCCCAAACCCCAGGACCUCAAUUCUGACUUUGCAAAAAACAGUAUCGUGAUCAUGCCAUCAGAGACUUCUCUGGACAGUAGUAAAGUUUUAACGAACAAUGAUGUUACUCAACCCUUUGUUACUGAAACAUACCGCUGCAUAGCUACUUAUGAGACCAAGGACACCAAGAAUCGCCCCUUCAAGGUUGAAGUGGAUGAGAUUGUGGAUGUGCUCAUUAAAGACCAAAAAGGAUGGUGGCUGGUGGAGAAUGAAGCCAAAAGUCUAGCCUGGUUUCCUGCUCCUUAUCUACAGAGAGCUGAGAUGAGUGAUGACGGUCCUGAUGUGGUGGAGGUCGGAAGUAUUUUUUAUGUUGCUGCCAAAAAUUACAAAGCCAUGAACAGUGAUGAAAUAUCAGUUGAGAUUGGGUCUGUGGUGGAGGUGUUACAGAAGUCUGACAAUGGCUGGUGGAUAGUAAGGUACAAUCGAAAAGCGGGCUUUGUACCAUCUAUGUACCUGCAACCGUACAAUAACCCACGGAUUCGCAUGAUGCCCGCUCAGAGGGAGAUGACCAGCUCCACUCUUGACUUGGCACAGCUUCAACAUCUUGGAGACAAUUCCCUGCAGGCUUCCGGCCGUGAGCUCAGCAGAUCCCAGGGUAACCUGCGUCUACCUCCAGGAAGCACCCUGGACCCUAGAGAUAAGCAGAUGUCACGUUCAAUGGGUAGACUGCCGGAUGCUCAUUCGGCACGGCUGACUCCACCGUCAAUCCGAGUGCAAUUUGCUAAGGACAGUCAGCAAAGCAGUCUGAGUGAGGACAGCGAAGAGUUCAGCGACGAAAGCAGCUUCUCUGGCAGUGAUUCACUAAAUCACCGGAGUCGCACCCCUACACUUAACUCUUCUGGCAGCCUGAGCCCUGAAAGUCCCACAGAAGGCAAGAUGAUCGGCAGCCGAUCAGACCCCAGUCUCAGUAAGAUGCCCUCCACCCCCAAGGUACCACCUAGACCCCAAGCUCAGGAGAUACUCAAACGCUGCACCACCGUAACACGCAAAAACCUGCAAAGAACCAGUUAGGUCACCUCAGUGCGAUGUCCAGCACUGUACUUGUUUGAGAAGAACAGGUCCAGACAAGAGUUACUGUUCAUCACCAGAACACUUGUGUGAUGCUAAUAAGAUUAUUUAAUGGACAAAUUAUGGAGCUUCAGGAGACAUUCUUGUGCACACAAAUAUGUUACACCUUAUUCUAUUUAGAACUAAAUUUAGUUCUUAUUCUUGGAACAGAAUAUUAUGUUUGUUACAAAUGAUAAUCUACUAGAGACACUGCUCUUUGGAUCAGACACAAUCUAUAAAAUGUAUUACAAUCUUCUACAGAAUAUUUAUCCAAGAUUUAGGUCUUUCCUAGUUUUUCUUUUUGAAGCAAAAUCUUUUCCAUAGUGGAAAAUAUAACUUGUACCUUAUAUGCAUUGCAUAUCUUGACAUAUAUUAUACUUGAAUACUGUACACUCUUCAGAGAAUUGAUCUUCUUGCAUAUUUCCCCCAUGCUGAUUGCCUGUAAAUGUAAAAUAAAAUAGAUGUACUAAAGACUGGAUUUUUGGAGUUUUAUUUUUUGCAGGGGUGUCCAAUACUGCUCUUGGAGGACAAUUUUCCUGCAUAGUUUAACAAGAAUGUGUGUUGAACUGUUUUAAUUUACUUUUAAUAAUUGCAAGUAUAUUAUUACCAGUGUUGGGGGUAAAGCAUUACAAGUAAUGUGAGUUAUGUAAUCAAAUUACUUUUUUUUUUUUUUUUCAAGUAAUUAAUAAAGUGGUGCAUUACUUUUAAAUUUACAACAACAUGGUUACUUUUUCAAACAAGUAACGCAAAUUACUUUGUUUUCCUAUUUAUUGACUGAAUUUGUGUUUCCAUCAGCCUGAGGCUUAUUUGUUUCACUUUUGGUGUGAAAGGGCCUUUACAUUUGCUAAAAACAUAACUUUUUUUUUGUUAUUAAAAAACAAAGCAAGCCCAGCCCAGGUGAGAAAAAGUAAUGUAAGCAUUAGCAAAAAUGUAGCAAAAAUAAUGUAACUACUUUAUAUUAGUGCUGUCAAUCGAUUAAAUAAAUAAUUAAUUGCACAUUUAUGAUCACAGAUAUGAUCAGAGAUUAUAAACUAGAUGUGCUGUGUUUGACAGAAACCUGGCUAAAACCAGACAAUUAAUACAAUUUAAAUGAGUCCACCCCCCAAGAUUACUGUUAUAAACAUGAGCCUUGUCAGAAAGGCAAAGCGGUAGAUGUUGCUGUAAUUUAUAGUAAUAUCUUAAGUAUUAUUCAGAAGUCUAGUUUCAAAUUUAACUCCUUCGAAGCGAUGGUGCUUUAUGUAACGUUAUGUAGUGUAAAUGAUAAAUCCUGUUUGACAUUUGUGCUGGCUACUGUAUACAGGCCACCAGGGCACCAUACAGACUUUACCAAAUAAUUUGCUGACUUUCUAUUGGAGUUAUUACUGUGAAUACAGUCCAAAUUGUUGGUGAUUUUAAUAUCCCAUGUACUUUAUCUGCAAGGAUUUCCAGUUAGGACUUAGACCGUACCAUAGUACUGAGACGGCUCUCAUUAGAGUUACAAAUGAUUUUCUCUUAUCAUCAGAUCAUGGUUGUAUCUAGUGUUACUGGAUCUUAGUGCUGCAUUUGACACUAUCGAUCACAAGAUUCUUUUGAAUAGACUCGAAAGUUAUGUUGGCAUUAGUGGAAUUGCAUUAGCAUGGUUCAAAUGAUACUUAUCUGACCAUUAUCAGUUUGUAGCAGUAAACAAGAUAUCGUACCGAUCACAAGUUCAGUGUGGAGUACAGCAAGGCUCAGUACUAGGACCAUUGCUUUUCACUCUGUACAUCCUACCCUUGGGAGAUAUUAUAAGGAAGCAUGGCAUUAGUUUUUACUGUUACGCUGAUGAUUCUCAGCUCUAUAUUUCUUUGCACAAAUGAAACUUAAUUUACAAAAUUAACGGAAUGCAUAGUUGAUAUAAAAAAAUUGGAUGACUAGUAAUUUCCUACUUCUUCAUUCAGAAAAAAACAGAGAUUCUAAUUAUUGGACCAAAAACCUCUGCAUGUAAUAACCUAGAAUACUGUCUAACACUUGAUGGCUGCUCUGUCAAGUCUUCGUCGUCAGUUAGGAACCUGGGUGUGCUCUUUGAUACCAAUCUUUCAUUUGAAAGCCACAUUUUUAGCAUCUGUAAAACCACAUUCUUCCAUCUUAAAAAUAUAUUUAAACUACGACAUAUGCUCUCAAUGACAAAUGCAGAACAGUUAGUUCAUGCGUUCAUGACCUAGAUUAUUGUAACGCACUACUGGGUGGUUGCCCUGCUCGCCUGAUAAACAAACUACAGCUGGUCCAAAACGCAGCAGCUAGAGUUCUUACUAGAACCAGGAAGUAUGACCAUAUUAGCCCGGUUUUGUCAACACUGCAUUGGCUCCCUAUUAAGCAUCAAAUAGAUUUUAAAAUCUUGCUACUUACUUACAAAGCACUAAAUGGUUUAGCUCCCCAGUACUUGAGUGAGCUCUUAAAGCAUUAUAAUCCUUCACGUCUAUUGUGAUCUUAGGAUUCUGGCCACUUGAUAAUACCUAGAAUAUCAAAAUCAACUGCAGGUGGUAGACCCUUCUCCCAUUUAGCACUUAAACUUCGGAACAAUCUUCCUAGCAUUGUUCGGGAAGCAGACACACUCUGUCAGUUUAAAUCUAGACUAAAAACUCAUCUCUUUAACCUGGCAUACACAUAACACAUCAAUUUAUAUUUUCACAUCCAUUAAAAGAUUGUUAGGCUGCAUAAAUUAGGUUAGCUGGAACUGGGAACACUUCCUAUAACACCCGAUGUACUUGUUACAUUAUAAGAAGAAUGGCAUCUAUGCUAAUAUUAGUUUCUCUGUUUAUCCCGAGGUUACCGUAGUCAGCCGGAUCCAGGCCAUAUCCAGAUCAGAAGGCGGACCUGCAGCUAAACACAAGCACAACACAUCCCUGAAAUGUCUGCUAGAUUGUAUCAACUAGACCAGCCUUAUCAAAAUGACAGCCAGUGGCACAGAUCCUCAAGAAACCAGUCUUCCAUACUGGCGUGAUGAAUCCGAUCUUCAACCAGAUGGAACUGGAUUAAAUAUUUUGAAUGUUCUGAUCACAAUCUGACUUCUGACCUGUAAUGCUGCCUGAACCAUAAACAUGCACUGUUUGUUUGUUGGCCAGAGGAGAACUGGCCUCCCAGCUACGCCUGGAUUUUUUUUUUCUCCAUUUUUGUCACCUGAUGUUUGGGUUCCUUGCCACUGUCGCUUCUGGCUUGCUUAGUUGGGAACACUUAAUAUUCAACAAUAUUACUGAUUUGCCUGUAUUGACAUUGUAUGCGAACUGAACUGAGCUGGACGAUGACAUUGCUGUUUUCUCCAGAGCUGCUGUAUAGAUAAAUGAACUAAAUUAAUAAUAAUAAUUUUUACAACGGAAUGAAUCAAUACUUACUUAAGCUGGACAAUGACACCAUUUUCUUCUAGAGCUGCUGUACAGCCAAAAUUAUGUUCCCUCUAUCACUGUGAAGCUGCUGUGACACAAUCUGCAUUGUAAAAAGUGCUAUAUAAAUAAAUAUGACUUGACUUUAUAUACUGGUACUGAUGUCUCUAUGAAAGAGAUUUUUUAAAAACAUUAAUUAUAGACAUUCAACAUUACAGAAUAACCGAAAGCUAUUAUUAGACUUUAAAAAUAACUUUUAAUUUAAGUGAACUUAAAACAAUAUUCACAUAAACCCAUUAUAAUAAAUGUCAUAUUUACCUGUGGCCUUGAAGCUUCCUGUCUUGACAGGUAGGAAAUACAGAAAUUGAAUCAAACACUUUAUCAAACACUUUAUAGUCUUCACUACAUGAAUUAUAAAUUAAAUAUAGAUUCAUUUCUUAAAGCUACAAUUUUCUGUUACCUUUGUUCUUUGAUUAACAUUAAUGGCAGACAUCACAGCAACUGGUUUAUUAGGCUGAUCUGACUUAGACUUUUUGCUGCCGAACAGGACUUGGAUCUGACUCCCAUCUCAUUUUCUCACAACUCUUUAAGUUCUGUUCACGUUAUUUAACUCAUUUAAGACUGCUCGAAUGAGAAUACUCGACAAAACGGGUAUUUUGGCAUAAUUCUGUGUGUUAUUGUUUGUUCAAAGGCAAAAGAGAACUCAAUACAGACAUGACAUUCCCAGACAGCGCGUUCUCAUUUGUCUUGUGGUGCUUGAACGGUUUAAAAGCAUUAGUGUGAAUGUAAACUCUUUUGUAGUGUAAACUACAAAAACACAAAUUUGUGAAGAUGGCAAGGUCAUGCGUCAUACAUGUUCAGUCAAUAGGAACAUAGUUUCUUUAAAAAAAAAUGACAUCGCCAUCUACUGGCCUAGCAUGAAUAAUACAGCGUUUUGAGUCGUUUUCACAGAUCCAUGUGAACGGGGAUCAUUUUGACAAUGUUGUCAUCUGUGUUUUUUUUUUUAUUUCAUCUUUGUCACGUAAACGUACCCUUAAAGUCAUCAUGAAAUCAAAAUUGGCCCUAUUUACUUUGUAAUCUUUAAUCAAAAUCUGAAAAGUUACUUCCGGUCUGGAAUGGCGAUCCUUCUCUGAUGACGUCAGUUUGACGGCUUGGGUUGAAAAUGCUUAAGCCACUCCCCUCCAACCAUUAGUCUGCUAUGAGCGAGAGAUGGAGAGGAGGAGCGCUAAAAUAAAACCCCGCCCUCUAUUCAAUAUUCCGUUUCACUUGGAAAUACGUCAACACUGGAGAAAAGUCGUUUGCAACUUCCGAUUCACAGGGACUUUCAACUAAGGAACCGAAUUCAAUUUUUACCAUGAAUAUUUAAAUAACCAAGACCUUUAAGCAUAUUUAAAAAAUAAAAAUGUAAAUCUGAUUAAAUGCCAGUCAGGCCGUCAAAAGCUCUACACAGUCUUCUAAAUCUGGCACAAUGAGGAAAAAAUUAACAAAUGAAGCUCAGUGUAAAUCUGGGUGUUUUUGCGUAACAAGGUGUGACUGCAACAAGUGAAAGAUUUUGUUUCUUGAUUUCUGACAUUUUUUAGCCUUGUUUUACAAUGAAAUGUCAUAAUAGGGCAUUCUCUCAGACAAAUGACUUGUCUACUCGUCAGAAAUGCAUUGUUGGGGUUACGACACUAUCAUGUAGAAUACAAAGACCAAGAUCAACUCGAGAAAGAACAGGUGAAUUUGACAUUUGGUAAAGAAGGAAAGAGUAUUGUAUACAAGCUGCAUCCUUGCUAAGCUGUGCGUCACACAACACUUACAGCAAUCUGGGAUGCCCAACAUUCAGUGCUGUUUUAAGCAGUGCACACAUGACUCACUGCUUGCAUAAGAUAUCGAACGUUUCAGGAAAACCGAAGCGGGAAAAAGCCACGGUAUCAUUAAAAGGACUCAAUACACAAAAUACAAGAUGGUUUUUGGAAAUGGUUGUUUGAACAGUGCUAUAAGCUCAGAGAGAUAUUAAAGGAAUGUUCUGUGAUAAAUACAAGCUCUGUGGACUGCGACAUUGUCCAUUACCACAGAAAAUACUUUUAACAAAGAUAACAUAAGUUUCAAUGGGUUUCCAAAAAAAGUAGAAUACUCAUAUUUUGGUUAAAAAUUACUUUUUGGUAAAAUAUUUUGCAUUUUAUAUGUAAAAUUUGCCAAAUCAUCCUUUUAGGGGUCUUAAUUUUAACAUUUAUUCCUAUU